Molecule: messenger RNA, 731 nt
Organism: Triticum aestivum (bread wheat)
Lineage: Eukaryota; Viridiplantae; Streptophyta; Magnoliopsida; Poales; Poaceae
Product: acyltransferase-like protein At1g54570, chloroplastic
Exons: 3
Coding region: 22-519 (165 amino acids)
Cellular component (GO): membrane
Source: RefSeq, a predicted model, not a curated record
GCAUGACUGCAUGCGUGGCUCAUGCUUCCUAAAGCCCCCCUUGAAAUCAGGACUGGGAUACUCAAAAAAGCUUCGCAGCUCAAUGCAGCAAUGGCGACUCUUUCUCCCCCUGUGGUACACCCGCGGGUCUCCCUCCGGCGACAAGGGUGGCGGCGGCUGCAUGGCUUGCCAAGCUGCCAGUUCAGACACGCCGGGAGAGUGCAGUCCAGCUACAGGGGACUCGAAGCGCUGUACGAUGAUGGGUACGGGACGGUAAAGGGCCUGGACUACUACUAUCAGGCACUCGGGCAGCUGGUGGGGUAUGACAGCGGGCCGCCCUGCUGGUUAUGCCCUGUCGAUGCUGGCUCGACGGUCGAGGAUGCUCCACUCAUGCUGUAUUUGCCAGGAGUAGAUGGGAUGGGGAUGGGGCUCUGCAUGCACCACAAGGCUCUUGGAAGGAUAUUUGAACUUAGAUGCUUGCACAUUCCUUUUCACGACCGCACACCAUUCGAAGGUAUCAGAUACCUGUGUAUUAACUGAUUAAUUUCUCUCCGAAGCAUUUUGCAUCUGAAUUGAAAAUUUGAGCUUACUUUAAGAUUCAGAGUGAAAUGCAUCCGUUUCGUUUGAAAAGGAAUAUUUCAUUUCUCCCUUCGUCCGCACCAAGAAGAUGGACACACCACACAAAGCCAUGUUUAGAGAAAUGACCUCCGGUUAACAUGUGGCAAAAACAAUAGAUGCUCAAUCAUUAAGUU